Messenger RNA from Coccidioides immitis RS, 510 nucleotides. RefSeq lists its product as uncharacterized. The transcript has 4 exons. The record is from RefSeq and is a predicted model, not a curated record. Bases 1 to 510 code for a protein of 169 amino acids. Lineage: Eukaryota; Fungi; Ascomycota; Eurotiomycetes; Onygenales; Onygenaceae.
AUGGCAUAUUUUCCAUUCGACUCACCGGUAGUUACAGAAUUGGGAGACCCGAAGACUCGACACCCGCCAGCAGCGAACAGCCAAUCAGGGCAAAAGUUACCGUUCCGGAAUUACGAGAGUUUCAGGGGCAAAACGCGGUCGCCGGCCAUUCAGCAGCCUUUGUUGACGGCGCGAACUGUCACGGUAACUUUCCCAACUGCCUUGACCAAACACGUUCGUCCACACACCGAUGAUACGGCUUUUGCAACACAGCGCUUAAUUCGGCUGACGUCGGCUGACCUUGUCCUCUUUUCAACACCAGCGCCAUGCGACACGGAGGAACCCACUAAACAUGACAUCGCUAGCUGCAGCCCUCCGAUGAAGACGCGCAUGUAUAUUACCCCAGAAGGAGGACUCCAUGCCCGUAUCGAUUCGCUAUUCUGUUUUAUCAUCGGUACCGUAGGACAAUACUCCUCAGUAAUGCUCAUACCUGGCAAAGACAAAAGCCCGAUCCGAACCUCGGAGAAGUAG